Microcebus murinus (gray mouse lemur) is the source of this 5493-nucleotide messenger RNA. NCBI's taxonomy places the organism in Eukaryota, Metazoa, Chordata, Mammalia, Primates, Cheirogaleidae. The record is from RefSeq and is a predicted model, not a curated record.
AGCAGCCAAGAUAGGAAGAGGAAUGAGUUAUCCAACAGAUUUAGAUUUUGCAAGCCUCUGCGUUGAUGAGCAUGAUAUUGAAAGACAUUGUUAAGAAAGGUUUUCAACACACAAAUGUGUCAUUUCCUUUCUUCAUGUGGCAGACCCUGAAAUAUUAUGAGAUAAAGGUUUUAGGUUUCAGUUGUAAAGGAGGGAAGUGGAUAAAUCAGUGCUGCCUUCUUUAGGACCAAAGAACUAUGGAACAGUGGAAUCGCUUUCAGGAUCAACAGGAAGACAAUGACAGCUGCACAGAAUCUGUGAAAUUUGAUGCUCACUCAAUGACAGCUUUGCUUCCUUUGAAUCCUAAAAAUGGCCCCACCCUUCAAGAGAAAUUGAAGUCCUUCAAAGCUGCACUGAUUGUCCUUUAUCUCCUUGUGUUUGCAGUUCUCAUACCUAUCAUUGGAAUAGUGGCAGCUCAACUCCUGAAGUGGGAAGUGAAGAACUGCACAGUUGGUUCAGUUUAUGAAAAUGGUAUAUCUCAAAGUCUCACAGGAAAAGGAAAUGGCAGUGAGGAAGCAGCGAGAUUUCAAGAAGUUGUUAUGGAACACAUAAGCAACAUGGAGAGGAGAAUCCAGCGUAUUUCAGAUACAGAAGCCAAUCUCAUAGAUUCAGAGCGUUUCCAAAAUUUCAGUGUGACAACCGAUCAAAGAUUUAGUGAUGUCCUUUUCAAGCUAAGUACCUUGGUUUCCUCGGUCCAAGAACGUGGGAAUGAAAUAGAUGAAAUCUUCAAGUCCUUAAUAAGUCUGAAUACCACAUUGCUGGAUUUGCAGCUCAAAAUAGAAAGGCUGGAUGGCAAAAUCCAAGAUAAUACGAUUAAACAACAAAAGGAAAUCAGUAAAUUAGAGGAGCGUGUGUACAAUGCAUCAGCAGAAAUUAUGUCUAUAAAAGAAGAACAAGUGCAUUUGGAACAGGAAAUAAAAGGAGAAGUGAAAGUAUUGAAUAACAUCACUAAUGAUCUCAGGCUGAAAGACUGGGAACAUUCUCAGACAUUAAGAAAUAUCAGUUUACUUCAAGGUCCUCCUGGACCCCCAGGUGAAAAAGGAGAUAGAGGUGCCCCUGGAGAAAGUGGUCCACAAGGCAUUCCAGGUCCAAUAGGUCCUCCAGGUCUUAAAGGUGAUCGGGGAGCAAUUGGCUUUCCUGGAAGUCGAGGAUUCCCGGGAUCAACAGGCAGGCCAGGACAAAAAGGCCAGAAAGGGGAAAAGGGAAGUGGAAACACAUCAAACUUGGGGAUAACAUACCGUACCUUAACCUCACUUUACCACUGGAACCAAUUUGAAAUACAUUUGUGAGCUAAAUUAAUCCCUGCAACAUUCCUAUCAGGUAAUUACAAACGAUGUCAGAACAAAUGAAGAAAUUAAAGUGAAAGCAUGCAAAAUGGUGUGGCCAAAGCCAUAAAGCAAGUUUGUAGUGCAGCUGAGACUAGAGAUCUGGUCUCCUGGCUUCUAGUCUAGAGACACAUCCUGUUUUAUGAUACUAAUUCUGCUUCUUCUCUGAUGAGUAAGAACUGGGGUCCUCUGUUGCCAUACAGCAUGUGGUACUUCAACCUAACUAAGAGCCUACAUGUUGAGAUACAUCGUUUUUGUUUUUUUUUUCAAGUUUUUUUCUCUGUUUUUCUUUCUGUUAUUACCCAAACAAAAUGUGCCAUUGCAUAUUUUUUUCUUGUUCCUAAAACAGUAUCUACUUUGUUUACACUAGCAUGAUCAAGGUUUAAGUUAAGCAAAUAGAAGUAAUGUUUCAUGGAGAGGAGAAACAUCUUCCUUAUUGGAUUUUUGGGAUUUCAAGUGAUCUGUCCCUAAUACUUCUAGUCACUGCUGUUGGACAUGAGUUAUGGUAUCUCCUGUCAGGUGCAGACGUAAUGAAGAUCAUACACACUAUACUCUAAUACUAAAUGCAAUAAGUCAGUCUGAUCACAGCUUGCAGGGACCUGAACAUUUAUGAGCACAAACAAAAUAUAGCACACAGUGCCGUGGAGAAUGUAUAUUGUCUUUCGAUUACCCCCUACUCCAAGUCAAGGUUCAAACACUCAGUUAUCUUGGAAAAUUAUAUUCUCUUCAUAAAAAGUCAGAAAAUUCUGUACUAAGUUGUUGGUCCUGCCAACAAUUUGACAGAUUAAACUUUAGUGGAUCAAAUUUGGGAUGUUUUUCUCUCUAAGCAUCUCAAAUUCCCUACAAUUUAUGAUUUCACAGGCUCCCAGAAUAAAUUCCAGAAUAAAAUAUAAUCAAUAAUUCUAUUAUUACUGUUAAUAUACUACUUCACAGUUUAAAAUACAUUUUUUCACAUAUUGUCACAUUGAAAACCUCAGUCCUAAGAGUUAGGUGUUAUACUUAUUUUAUAAAUGGGCAAAUGAAGACACAAAAAGGUUAAAUCAUUUAUCAAUGUCUCAACAGCUUAUAAGGAGAGACACCAGGACUUUUUACAAGGUCUGGCUAAGGUCUACAUUUUCACAAAUCAGAAAGAACAGUAAAAUAAUUUAUGCUAUUUUAUGAUAGGAGCUUUCUAAGUAAGCUUUGUUCAGUAUCUUAAUGAAUGACUUGAUUAUUUUUGCUCCUCAGGGUUUUAAGUGGAAAGCAAAAUUUUAAAUACUCUACAAAUAUGUAAAUAAAAUUCUCCUUCUAUAAAGUUUUAAAAGUUCUUUCUAAGUAACUGUAGAAAUUAAGACUCAGUAAUGAAAUAUUAAAUAAUAACAAGAUUGCUCUAAAAGGACCGCAAAUAUCCCAAAAUGUGAACACUAUCAUUGAAGACAACAGUAUGCUCUUUGAAAUGCAGAUGUUUUUCUUUAAUUGGCAAUUUGAAAAAUCCAGAGGUAGUCACAGUAUUAUAGUUCAUGAUACUCUGAAGAGAACUUGUGCUAACAUGCUCUGCUUUUGUCUCACUUGACUUUUGAGUUUUGUUUGCUUUUUUCUCCCACAGAGACUUAUUCUUAACAAUCACAUCCCUGUGGUGAUCUAUACAACUAGGGAGGUUUACUCUUUUCAAAUGCUAAGUUCUUUUUUCAUCUUAAAUAUUUACCAUUUCUUGUAACAAGAUUAUUUUGAAGUCCUAUCUUAUGGUUCAAUUCAAAAACCGACAAAUUAAAUAUAAGAAAUAAUGGUCUUCCACUUUUUCAUUUUCAUACAUCAAAGUAAUUUACUCAAAAUUAGGUUAGAUUUACAGAAUAUCAUCCGAGUUUAGUAUAGUUCAUUUUGAAGCAACAAAUUCUUAAUCUUUUAGUUGUUCAGUAGUUGAACUGUAAGUGUUUAGUAUGAUCAUGGUUGACUUUGCUAACUAAUUAAUUUCCAGCAUAAUUAAAAUAUCUACUGCCCAGCUAUUCUGCAGUCUUCAAAUGUUGGGGGUCAUUUUGUUCUUCAAUAUCAAAUUAAAUUGUUUGAGCACCAACUCCAUGUUCUGAGGCAAUUCUGGUGCCUCCUAUCUACAACAUUUUGAUGAAAAUAGAGAAAAAUUAUAUUCUUCUAUGUCUUAUUCAAAUUUUGGCCACCUCUGUGGUCAUGGGUUUAAUGGUGUUUCCAAAAAUUCAUGUUCACCCCAAACCUCAGAAGGUGGGCUAAUUUGGAAGAUGGGUCAUUGCAGAGGUAAUUAAGCUAAGAUGAGGUCAUACUGGAUUAGAGUGGGCCUUAAUAUCUGUAAGAAGGGAAAGACACAGACAGAGACACAAGAAAGAAAACGAUGUCAAGAUGGAGGCAGAGAUUGAAGUGACACAACUACAAGUGAAAGAGCGCCAAGAAUUGCUGGGAGCCACUGGGAGCUAGGAAGAGGCAAGGAAGAAUUCUUCCCUUGAGCCUUCAGAAGAAGCAUGGCCUGGUGUCCUACUUCUGCCUCUGGACCUGUGAGAGAAUAAACAUCUUUUGUAAGCCACAUGGUUUGUGAUCAUUUUUAUGGCAGCACCAGGAAACUAUGACACCUUCCCUCCACACCACUUCACUUCAGCAAUGCACACCAUACAUCCCAUCUUUCCCUUCUUUUGAGGAAUGUCCCCACCUCUACUUGUGGAUCAAAGAAAAUUUUACUGAAGAUUUAGGCAUAACAGGAAAGUUAAGCAGAAAAAUCUAAAACUUAAAGCUGAAUCUUAGACUGCACUGUCUUGAAAUUCCUCAGCUAUCAUAGACACCAUAUUUUCCUCACUGGUGAGUCUCCUAGCCUGUCUCCUGCCAUCAUAAGAUUUUCACACUCUCCCAGAAAAAGGCCCUCUCCCUCUUGUUUUCUCUUCUGAACUCUGCCUUAGAAUCUCCAAAAUCCUUGUUUCCCCAAAUUUCUGGGAAAGACUCAAAAUCUGUUAUAUUUCCAGGGAAAUUUAACUCUGUUUCUCCAGACAUCUGAUAUCUUGGUUAUACAUUUCAUUGCUAAGUACAUUAUUAAGGAAAUUAUUUUAAAUAGUUUCCUUUCCAAGAGGAGUUUUGCUAUGUCAUAAGGUCAAACUGCAACCAGUUUUUUAAAAAAAUUUCUCUGUUAUAUUUGGAUCUCAAAUAUCAUAAUUACCAUUGUAAUAAAUUUAACCCUAAGUUCUAAUUCCAAUAAAUUAUAUUCGAAAGUGACUCUGAAGUAAACAAUAGGAUAAUAAUUGAAAUAAAAGUGCUACUCCUCAAAAAUCACUUUUAAUUUCACUUCUUUACUUCCACACAGUAGUGAUUUACACAUGCAAAGAAGUCCUUAGAUAUCACAUUUUCCCUAAUUUUUCUUUUCAAAUUAGAAUUUUGUCUGUCUAAUAAAAGUUAGUAGAUUCAUAAUAUCUUUUUUCUACCUUGUAAAGAAAGACCUGUAUAUGAAGCACUUUCCAUAAUUUAUUUAGUGUUCAGGUACAGCUCUAUCAACACUGCUGUGAAUCUGUCGUUUCCUUCUUUAACUAAAAUAUGUUUCCAAUAUAAAGGAAAGAAGAAAGAAUAUUUAUAGGAAAUGUCUAAUACAUAGUCAUGUGUACACUACCUGGAUUUUUAAGAUGUUGACAUUUCCCAUGUUGACUAUAGGUAUUUGUUUUUUAAGAAAUAAAAUGCUAUGACUACAGUUGAAACCCCCUUAUGUUCACCUCUCCUGCUUUCCAGGGUAAACAUUUAUCCUGAAGCUUUUACAUUUCCUUCCAUUCAUGCUUUUAUGCAUCUACUACAUAUGUAUGUCAGUAUGCAUAAAUAAUGCAUGGUAUUAUUUUGUCUGUUAUUUUACAUAAAUGACGUUAUACUGUAUCUCUCAUUGUGAGCUUGUCCUUUCCCUUCAGUUUUAUGAAUUCCAGCUUUAUUUGAGUCAAAGACCCUUUAUAACAGUAAAGACAUUAAUGAAUAGCCAGCUCAUUAAAAAGGAUAUAAUUAUAGAAAACAGAAAAAAAGAUUAUAUAUUCAAUUUCAGUCCCAUUUACAAAAUUACUGUCAAUAUGCUUGGGAACUUUCUUCUAGUCUUGUAAUAUAGCCAUAUUUUUGUUGUAAUUAUAAUCAAGUUUUUAAUCUUAGUGUAUCACUUAUCAUCUUUUUC